UCACUUCAGAGCAGCUGCCACAGACACAGCCAUGGCCUUCAACGGCACUUGGAAAAUAGACAGAAAUGAAAACUAUGAGAAGUUCAUGGAGGCGAUGGGUGUUAACAUGGUGAAGAGAAAGCUGGGUACCCGUGAUAACCUGAAGAUCACUAUCCAGCAAGAUGGGAACAAAUUUACUGUCAAAGAAGCCAGUAACUUCCGGACCAUAGAGAUUGAAUUCACCCUGGGAGUCGACUUUGAUUACAGCCUGGCUGAUGGGACUGAAAUGAAUGGAAAUUGGAACCUGGAAGGAAAUAAACUUGUGGGCACAUUUACCAGAAAAGACAAUAGAAAAGUACUGAAAGCAUACAGAGAAAUCGUGGGUGAUGAACUUGUUCAGACCUACGUCUAUGAAGGAGUUGAAUCCAAGAGAAUCUUCAAAAGGGGCUGAGCACUUCACCCAGAACAGCACCAGAAUGAAGAAGCAAUGAAAAAAAGA
Myiozetetes cayanensis is the source of this 478-nucleotide messenger RNA. It is a transcript of the gene FABP2, whose product is annotated as fatty acid binding protein 2. Lineage: Eukaryota; Metazoa; Chordata; Aves; Passeriformes; Tyrannidae. The coding region runs from base 32 to 430 and encodes 132 amino acids. The record is from RefSeq and is a predicted model, not a curated record. The transcript has 4 exons. Gene Ontology annotation, biological process: fatty acid transport. Gene Ontology annotation, molecular function: fatty acid binding. Gene Ontology annotation, cellular component: cytosol; nucleus.